This is a messenger RNA of Hyposmocoma kahamanoa, 1014 nucleotides long. It is a transcript of the gene Sln, whose product is annotated as monocarboxylate transporter 12. Gene Ontology annotation, molecular function: monocarboxylic acid transmembrane transporter activity. NCBI's taxonomy places the organism in Eukaryota, Metazoa, Arthropoda, Insecta, Lepidoptera, Cosmopterigidae. Gene Ontology annotation, biological process: transmembrane transport; monocarboxylic acid transport. The annotation marks the transcript as partial. The transcript is spliced from 8 exons. The record is from RefSeq and is a predicted model, not a curated record.
CAGCACGAGCCCCCCCGACGGUGGCUAUGGCUGGGUGGUGGUAUUCGGAGCGUUCAUGGUCCAGUUCUGGGUGGCUGGGCUCUUCAAGUCCUAUGGAGUCCUGUACGUCGAGAUCAUGGAGACGUUUCCCGAUUCAUCGGAGUCCGUCGCUAGUUGGAUUCCCGCUGCUUUGUCUACGCUUUGUCUGGCCUUAGCCCCACUCUCUUCAGCACUCUGCGAGAAGUACUCCUGCCGUCUCGUGGUGUUCAUCGGGGGCUUAUUCUGCGCCACCGGCCUUAUACUAUCGUCACUAAGCACUCAGCUUUUCCAUCUGCUUUUGAGCUUUGGAGUUAUGACAGGCAUCGGCGGCGGACUGUCCACGACACCAGGCAUUGUCAUCGUGUCGCAAUACUUCGAUAAACAUAGGGCUCUGGCAAACGGCAUUUGCGUGAGUGGAACAGCAGCAGGCAGCUUCGUGUUCCCGAUGCUCAUUGAUAAACUCGUUGACACGUUUGGGUUGCAUGGAACUUGGCUCCUUUUGGGUGGUGGAAUGCUCCACGUGUGUGUAGCCGCGACGCUAUACCGUCCUCCUCCCUGUCAGAGCGAUAGAAGCACCACCCCUAUUACCUCCACCACAACGGAAAACACCACUUUGCUACAUGACAUUCAAGAAGGUAAAGCAGAUCCGAUCCCGAUAAAGGACAACCGUCUUCUACAUCUGUUUCAAACGGACACGGAACUCGCUCUCAACCAGAAGAACCUCCUCCUCAGCGAAGAACCAAAGAGGAGUAACCUCAUUACUGAGAUUAUACACCCAAGUCUAAUUGAGGUUGCACGACCAUUGCAGCCCUCACAGUUAUCGGAUUCUGAAGAUGGCGAAGGCUUGGACGUACUAGGAGUUGUUGGUCUACCUCGUGACGUGCUAAAACUGCGCCUGCGGCCAACCCGAUCGUCGUCCAUCUUACACUCCGUUGAGGAUCUCUCCACUGACAGCACUUGCGUCUAUAAGGCCAGCCGACACAAAAAGUUUAGUCG